UUUAAAGAUUGCUUCUGAAUGUAAUCACUUUGAAGUGGGCAUUUCUUUUUGCCAACUAACCAUAGCAAAUAGAUAAUGCUUGACUGUGAAGGCAGGUAAGUGCACUACCAGAAGAGUUGGAUCACACAAAAUUUAAAAACAAAUUUUUGUUUAAAUAUUGUAUGAUCUGAUCUGCCCCACCGCCCCACGGCCCCACCCUCUCACAAAUUUUCGUGAGAGGGUGGGGGUUGGGUGGGGGCAUAUCUGAUCAGAUCGUCACUGAAUAAAACAAAUGGCAGGUAGCGCAGGCUACCAUCCAAACUCUCAUUUUUCCGAAACUUCCCGCACCGUGUUUGGGGUCGGACGAAACCUGUUUCGCAUUCAGUUUCGUCUUUAGAUACACGGCAAAGUGGCAAAGUCUGGCAAAGUUCUGUCUGGGCCGUGGUCCACAGGGCGAUCGUUCAGUGUAAAGUCCAACGUUGGUCCACUCAUACGGUCGAGGUCUCGUAUCGUCAGUCAAUCGAGGAAGUGGUCGGCCAAGGACAGGCGUGCCCGCUGCCCAGGGACGUCAUCAUGCCGAGGUGCAAAACGCACUGCGCGAAGCGGCCGACUCGCUAGGCCAUGUCUCCGGCCGGCCCAAGCCCCGUCAGCCCGCCUCCACCAUGGACGUGCUCAGUCUCCCGGACGAGAUCUGGGCUCAUGUGCUGCGCUACCUGCGGCCCGAAGACCUGCUGGCCCUCGAGUGCGUGGCCAGCCGCUUCGCCCGGCUCACGCACGACCGGGACGUGUUGCGGACGGUGCGCUUCCGUCGGCCCCUGGACGACGGCCCCGUGCGCCGCUUCUUCGCGGCCCCGAGAGCGGCUGCCCUCGCACAGCUGGACCUCACCAACUGCGGCUGGCUCAAGGGCGCCCUGGUCGAGCAGUGCGUCGGGCGCUGCGUGAACCUACGCGUGCUCAAGCUACUCAACUGCCGCCUUACCCUGCUGGCGCUCGUCGGAUUGCUCGAGAUGCGCCUGACCAAGCUCGAGGAACUCGAGUGGUCCCUAGUGUGCAGCGACAGCGCCCUGGUGCCGGCCCUCCGGAAGCUGAACACCGGAGGGCACACGCUGUCGCCCAGCCUGCGCAGGAUGUACGUGGAGCUGCUCGAGGGCGUCUUCCACGUCGACCUGCUCGGGAGGCUGCUGUCGCGCUGUGUGGCGCUCAGGGACGUGCAUCUGCACGUGCAUGGCAGCACCCAAACGGGCUUCGACGGUGUCCCCCUGGACUCAGCCCGGUACGCGCCGCUCGACCAGCUAGAGACCGUGACAUACACGACGGACGCCGUGCGCGGCCGCUGCCCGUACGCCUCGCGAUCGGCGCUCAUCGAGUCUCCCCAGCUGUGGACGGUGCUACUGGGCGGCGACGAGGAGUUGGUGCACGCCUUCCGCGUCUACGCCACCCUCUGGGGCAACGUGACGCUGCGUCUGCGGCCCUGGAGGGCCCGCAGCUGCGUGCACAUGUCGGAGCUGCUCGAGCCGUCUAGGGAGCGUAGCCCCUGCGACGGCCUCCCUCAGCUCUGCACGGCGCUCGAGAGCCCGGCCCAGUUGUCGCAGGCCCUCCGCGGACCCUUCUGGGACCGGCUGGACGCCCUCACACUGGUGUCCACCAUGUCCAGCAGCCCCGGCGGCCUCGACUUCGGCCGUCCCCUGGCGCAGCUGCUCGGCGCCUGCGGCCGUCUGACCGAGCUGAACCUGAGUCGCUUCCACUUUGCCGCCGACCUGGACUGCUGCGCCCUGCUGGGAGCCAGUGGCCUGCGCCUCCGCGCCCUCGCCCUGCCGGCAUGCGCCUUGGCCGGCGGCUCCCUGGCGCGGCUGACGUCGCUGGGGCUGCGCGAGCUGGACGUGCGCGCAAGCGUGCCGACGGCGCACAGCGCGUGCCUCGCCUGCCGGGACCCGCGCAUGCCAGAUCCCCUGGGGCCCCUGGCCCUGCUAGGGCCCCUGGACCGCCUGACGUUGUGCGACCUGGCGAGUGUGCAGACGUUGGCCUUCCUCGGGGGUUGCAAGGUGGCCGAGCUCAGGUUGUCGGGGCUCGGGCGGCGCGGGCUUUGCUCCUACCCGCAGGGGCUGGGACAACUGCUGCAGACCAACGACGCUCUUCGCAGCCUCAAGCUCGAGCACCCCGCCCUGGCGCUUAGCUCCCAGCUUCUCUGGGACUCCCUGGGACAGGCGCCGUGGUUGCACCGCCUGUGUCUGGCCUCUACGGCGCCCCGCGAGACGCCGCAGCCGGCAGCGGUGCUGCGCUGCCUGGGACGCCUGUCGGCCCUGGAAGCGCUGCACAUCCACCAGGACGGGCCUCCCCCCCGCACCCUGCUGAAGGUGCUGAAGGGCUCCCUGGGCGCAGGAGGCCCCAGGAUCGACCUGGGCUUCGGGGACGAGACGUUCCCCUGCGAGCGCAGUGUGCUGUGCCACUCGUGCAACUUCAUCGGUCUGGCCAAGCCUCGCAAUCGGCAGCCCUUGGUCGCAGGAGGGGACGUGCCCCCGUCCUCCGGGCGGCCCGCCCCUCAGCCUCUACACCUGCGUGCCUGUGCAGCGGGAGUGCAGUGACACACGUGCAAACUCUUCCAAUGGAUCUGUGGAAUUUACUGUGACAGUGCAAACAAUUGGCUAUGCUCUUAGUUGGAGGGCAGUGCAAUAAAGAGAAUUUAAUUGUAGCUCUCCUCACUGUUCCGGCAAAGCCAGUUGGCUCGUCCUCUCAUACCAUUAACCCAGUUCAUUACUGGAAGCACCGAUUGCUCUUACUCAAUUAUUUGGCAACAGCACUGAAACAAAUCUUGAAGGUGGUCAGUACAAGACCAGACUUGAUGUUAAAAUGGGUAGGUAACAUAAAACUCACCGCUGCACUUGUACAAAAAGAAGAGAAGCUUUUUCCUGUGAGCAUCUCGAGUCUUCAACUUUUUAUUCUAGAGCAAAUCAGGUGGCAGUUGCACACCCUUUUUCAUGAAUGAACACCUGCAGAGAAGGAGCUCUCUGGUCCCCCCACUUUGGCUGGGUCAGUUCUGUCAAUUCAAGACCACUUGGGGCAGUUGCAGUAGCUCACUGUUAUCCAAAAAUGAAACCUAGACAAUGACA
Molecule: messenger RNA, 3086 nt
Organism: Ixodes scapularis (black-legged tick)
Lineage: Eukaryota; Metazoa; Arthropoda; Arachnida; Ixodida; Ixodidae
Exons: 1
Coding region: 642-2561 (639 amino acids)
Molecular function (GO): protein binding
Source: RefSeq, a predicted model, not a curated record